Momordica charantia (bitter melon) is the source of this 2197-nucleotide messenger RNA. RefSeq names its product potassium transport 2/3 (gene KT2/3). Gene Ontology annotation, biological process: transmembrane transport; potassium ion transport. Gene Ontology annotation, cellular component: membrane. Gene Ontology annotation, molecular function: voltage-gated potassium channel activity. Lineage: Eukaryota; Viridiplantae; Streptophyta; Magnoliopsida; Cucurbitales; Cucurbitaceae. The record is from RefSeq and is a predicted model, not a curated record.
UCCCUAAUCACAAAUGAAGCUUCCCCCAAAUCCCAAUCCCAAGUCCACCAAAAAAAAAAGGUAUAAUAAUUUAAAUUCCCCCCCUUGUCUACCAUAUAUAUUCAUAAACAACCAAUGAAUAAGAAGAGAAAAAGAAAAGAAAAAUCUUGAAAGGACCACCCCCCAACCCAACUCCCCCAUCCUCCUCCAGAAUAAUACGCCUUCUGCCCUUCUCUCUCUCUCUCAAGUCUUAAGCCAUUUUCAUUUUCAUUUCAUUUUUCAUCUGUGAACUAAAACAGCAGCCAUGGAGAUGAUCAAUCACCUCCACUGGCCGGGUGCGGCGGAGAAACUCGACAGCAGCGGAGGGAAGAAGGCGGCCGAGCACGGCAGCAGUUCGGAGGAUGACGACGAUGAGGAAGAGAUGCCGUCGUCGCUGAGCCUCAGAGAGCUCUCCAAGAUCAUACUUCCGCCGUUGGGAGUUUCCAGUUUCACUGAGCAUGCUCAAAUCAAGUCCAUCAAGUGGAUCAUCUCUCCCAUGAGCUCCAGAUACAGGUGGUGGCAGUCGUUCAUGGUGGUUCUGGUUGCUUACUCAGCGUGGGUUUAUCCAUUGGAAGUGGCGUUUGUGGACGCGAUUCCCAAGCGGGGAUUGUACAUUGCAGAUAACGUGGUCGAUUUCUUCUUCGCCAUUGAUAUCUUCUUGACCUUUUUUGUCGCUUACAUCGACCAUCGGACUCAGCUUCUGGUUCGUGAUUCGAAGAAGAUUGCUCGCAGGUACUUGUCAACAUGGUUCUUGAUGGAUUUGGCGUCAACAAUCCCAUUUGAGGCAUUGGCCUACUUGUUCACAGGAAAAUAUGAUAUUGGUCUCCCAUAUUCACUUUUGGGCUUGCUCAGAUUUUGGCGACUGCGACGUGUCAAGCAAUUUUUCACAAGGCUUGAGAAGGACAUUAGAUUCAGCUACUUCUGGGUUCGAUGUGCUAGGCUUCUAUCUGUCACAUUGUUUUAUGUCCAUUGUGCUGGAUGCCUCUACUACAUGUUGGCUGACCGAUAUCCACAUGAAGGAAAGACCUGGAUUGGAACUGCGAUUCCAAAUUUCAAAGAGACUAGCCUUGGAGUGAGAUAUAUUUCAGCCUUAUAUUGGUCUAUCACCACCAUGACCACCGUCGGUUAUGGUGAUCUUCAUGCUGUGAACACCAUAGAGAUGAUCUUCAUCAUUUUCUAUAUGCUCUUCAAUCUUGGCUUAACUGCUUACUUGAUCGGUAACAUGACAAACUUAGUCGUUGAAGGAACUCGUCGCACGAUGGAAUUUAGAGAUAGCAUUGAAAUGGCAUCACAUUUCGUUAACCGAAACCGCCUGCCUGGAAGGUUGAAGGAACACAUAUUGGCAUACAUGUGCUUGAGGUUCAAGGCCGAGAGCCUAAACCAACAACAACUGAUCGAACAGCUUCCAAAGUCAAUUUGCAAAAGCAUCUGUCAGCAAUUGUUUUUGCCGACCUUGCAGAAAGUCUACCUCUUCAAGGGUGUCUCAAAGGAAACACUUGCGCUGCUGGUGGCAAAGAUAAAAGCCGAGUAUAUACCACCCAAGGAGGACGUGAUAAUACAAAACGAGACCCCUGAUGAUGUUUAUAUCAUUGUGUCUGGGGAAGUUGAAAUUAUCGACUGUGAGAUGGAGGUGGAGCGGACUGUUGGGACCUUACAUUGUGGCAGCAUGUUUGGGGAAGUUGGAGCACUUUGUUGCAGAAACCAAAAUUUUACGUACAGAACCAAAACUCUUUCGCAGCUCUUGAGGCUGAAAACAAGUGUACUACAAGAAGCUAUGCAUGUCAAACAAGAAGACAGUAUAGUCAUUGUCAAGAACUUCCUUCAGGAAAGGGAGCUCAGCCACAAAAUCACCAUAGACGGUUCGCCCGCAAAAGAAGCAGUGCCGGUGUUGAGUGAAGAAAAAGAGCAAAGUUUCAACUGGAAACACUCCAUUGAAUUAGAUUCUGCAAGAGUUAACAUAUACAAAGGCCAUCCAGUAGCCAGAAAGCAGGCUUCUUGUGAUGAUCCUGGAAAGUUGAUCAAAUUGCCACAUUCAAUGGAGGAGCUAAAAAAAGUUGCAGGUGAAAAGUUUGGGUUUGAUGCAAGAAAUGCUCUUUUGACAAAUGAAGAAGGCUCUGAAAUUGAUUCUAUUGAUGUGAUAAGGGAUAAUGAUAAGCUUUUUUUCAUAGUUGCAGACGAU